AUGGCGGAGUGCUUGGAGCGAGUGCGGGUGUCGGAGGCCGAGCUAAGGGAACUGGUCAGGAGCCUUGGUCCAGCGGCAGCCCGUGCCGGCAACGAGGAGCUGGUGAGGAAGGUGGAGGAGCUGAGACUGGCAGAUGGCGGUAAGGCUGCCUGCCCUGGCAAGGACCAUCUGGAGGACCGAGAGAAGAUCCAGCCAACUGUGGGGGCCAAACCUGGGAAGAGGGAGAAGGGGAGGAGAGGGGAGAGGGAAGAUGGUGCAGACGAACCUGUGGACAGUCAAAUUAGCCGCUUACAGGCCAGGGUGGAAAAAACAGGGGGACCCUCCAAGCGCUACUCCAGGUCUGACAAACGCAGGGGCCGCAAGCGUACCUGCAGUACGAGUUCCGCAGGAAGCACCAACAGUCUGGAUGGUCCUCAGUGUCAGCACCGGCCUGCUGAUGGGGAAAGGAAGAGGACAAUGGGGAAGGACAGGAAGACCGCUGGUGAGCGGAAGGAAAGGUUGAGACCUUACAAGCAGGUUUCAAUCUCUUCUACAGACUCUUUGGAGGAAGACGUUGCUGAAGAGAACAGAGCUCACACACCUGAAAAGUGGAAAACUUUUGAGAAAGAGCAGCCAGUUGGCAGGGACAGUGGGUGGUCCAACUGCAGGACUACAGAGGACAAGGCCUUGCCCAAGGUUGUGCUUGACAGUGAGACUGUAAGUAGAGCGACUGUUACAUCCAAGUUAAACUCCGAGGAAAAGACUAAAGGGAGAGGCAAAGCCAGCAGACCAGUGUCCAAUCUCAGCCUGUCAGCAGGCAAGUUCCAUCAGAGCCCAGAGAGAAGGGAGAACGUGGAAGAGCCCAGAGGGAAGGGACGGGGUAUCUUGGUCCUGCCUGCCAACACCGAUCUAUUGUCCACAGCACCCGGGUCUCCAGACGCCCCACAGGCGGGGCCAAGGCUCCUCUUUGGCCGCAGCUCCCGCAGCCGGGGUCGAGGUGGGACGUCCCGGCGUCUUUGGGACCCCAACAAUCCCGACCAGAAACCUGCUCUGAAGGGGCAGGCCACCCCGUUGCACUUCUUGGACACUGACGAUGAAUGCAGUUCAUCCUCCCAGGGUGAGACCUACUCCUCAUACUCACACCCGACCCCCACGGCGUACUACAAGUUCCAGAACUCGGACAAUCCGUAUGGUUACUCCAGGACGGCAGUGACUGGCCCACAGUAUUCCUAUGGGGCGUACCCUGUACCCUAUCAGAUAGGUGGUAAUAACAACCUCUUCUCAGCACAGUAUUACCCGGGCUACCCGCCUCCACCAUUGGUCGCUCCUUACCAGGCUGGGCAGAUGAACCCUGAGGAGGUGGAGCAGCACGUGCAGACCCUGCACCACCAGGAACUGGGGAAGCUGCUGCGCAUGGCAGACAACCAGGAGUUGCAGCUGAGCAACCUGCUGUCCAGGGACACUGUCAGCAAGGAUGGCUUGGAGAGGAUGGCCCAGCUCAGGGCAGAGAUUCUGCUCUUGUAUGAGCGUUGCAUUCUCUCGGAUAUUGAAUACUCUGACAAUCAGAAUGUGGAGCAGACAAUGUGGAAAAAUGCCUUCUACCAGGUCAUUGAGAAGUUCCGGCAGAUGCUCAAGGAGCCUUCUGGAGACAACGGGGUGGAGAUCCGAGGGAGGCUUUUAAAAUUAUUGGAUGAGGGAACCAGCUUCUUUGAGAACCUCCUGCACAAGCUGCAGGUCACGUACCAGUUCAAACUGGAAGACUACAUGGAUGGGAUGGCCAUACGUAGCAAGCCUCUUCGUAAAGCGGUGAAGUAUGCGUUGAUCAGUGCUCAGCGGUGUCUGAUCUGUCAAGGAGAUAUUGCCCGCUACAGAGAGCAAGCCAAUGACACCACCAACUACGGCAAGGCACGCAGUUGGUACUUGAAAGCUCAACAAAUUGCACCAAAAAAUGGGCGACCCUACAACCAACUGGCUAUUCUGGCCAUCUAUACGAGGCGGAAGCUGGAUGCUGUAUACUAUUACAUGCGGAGUCUGGCUGCUAGUAAUCCAAUUCUUACAGCCAGAGAGAGUUUGAUGAGCCUCUUCGAAGAAACCAAAAGGAAGGCUGAGCAGGCAGAACUCAAGAGGCACAAGGAAUCAGAUCACAGCCCAGGCCCCAAAGUCAGGGGCAAGAAGCAGACUUUUCGGCAGGUUGGGGAAGAUAACAGCAGGGUGGAGGUCUGGAUCCACACUACCCAUCCUCACUUCUUUCAGGGUAAUGAGCUGAACAGGGAUGAAGCGACUUCAGAGCAAGACGAAGACCUGGGAAAUCUCUCCCCCAGUGAUCUGAAUAAAAGAUUCAUCCUGAAUUUUCUUCAUGCCCAAGGGAAGCUCUUCACCAAGAUAGGAAUGGAGACCUUUCCAUCAGUGGCUGCAAAUGUUCUGAAGGAGUUCCGAGUGCUGCUUCAGCACAGUCCGUCCCCUCUUGGUAACAUGCGGAUGCUGCAGCUGAUGGCUAUAAACAUGUUCGCGGUGCACCGCACUCAACUCAAAGAUUCUGGUUCGGAGAACUGCCGAUCAGUCAUUCAGGAGCACGCUACGACACUGGGACUGGCCAUGUUUGGUUUGCUUGUUGAACGUUGCAUCGAACUGUUAAAGGAAGCUGCCCAAGAUGCUGCCUGACCUGCUAAGCUCCUCCUGCAUUUUGUGCGUAGAGUGUAUAGAAUGGAACUUUCCUAUUUACACUCAGUGAAAACCUAGGAUACAUGGAUGAUAGAAAAUCUCCUGCUG
Molecule: messenger RNA, 2748 nt
Organism: Hypanus sabinus (Atlantic stingray)
Lineage: Eukaryota; Metazoa; Chordata; Chondrichthyes; Myliobatiformes; Dasyatidae
Gene: smg6
Product: SMG6 nonsense mediated mRNA decay factor
Biological process (GO): nuclear-transcribed mRNA catabolic process, nonsense-mediated decay
Cellular component (GO): telomerase holoenzyme complex
Molecular function (GO): protein binding; telomerase RNA binding; telomeric repeat DNA binding
Source: RefSeq, a predicted model, not a curated record